GACGGCUACAGCAACUCCUCCUUCCGCCUACUCUUCUACCCCUCUGUCUCUCGCUCUCUCUAUCUGUCUCUCUCUCACAUCGUUUCAAAGUAAAAAAAACAUUAGAAUAUAAAGAAGGAAGACUGUUUCCACUUCUAUAAUUCAUUCCUAUUCACUUUUUCGUCAACUUCCAAUUCGAAGAUUCCACUAUUCGCUUCCUUUUCUUUGGUUCUAGUUCAAUUUUGGUGGCUACGACGGUGCUAAUUCAUAUCAAUUGAGAAAUUUUGAAUCACUAAUCGAACCUUCAGCUCUGAUUUCUGUGAAAGAUAUAGACACAGAUAUAUGUAUAAGUAAUAUCAUAUAUAUACAUAUAUGUAAUGGCGGCAUCAGGCGGAGCUAGGGACGCUGCACGGCAGCUGAGGGCGGCUGCGGAGGCGGCGAUUGAGUCGAUCGGGUUGGGAUACGACCUUGCCUUGGAUUUGAGGCUCAAGUACUGCAAAAAACACUCCGAUGCCGAUUCGCGCCUCAUCACCAUCGAUCACGAUGAUAAGGUUCGUGAUAUCGCCAUUCCCGGAGGUAUUUUGGUCCAAAAUGUCUCCAAAUCCAUCAAGUGCGAUAAAGGCGAAAGGAUGCGAUUCAGCUCCGACGUUCUCUCUUUCCAACAGAUGUCAGAGCAGUUUAACCAGGAACUCUCCCUUUCUGGUAAAAUUCCAACGGGCCAUUUCAAUGCUGCAUUUGAAUUUAGUGGUUGUUGGCAGAAGGAUGCUGCCAACACUAAAACUCUUGCUUUUGAUGGGGUCUUCAUAACACUCUAUAGCAUUGUGCUAGAAAAAUCCCAAGUAACACUACGGGAUCACAUUAAAGAAGCUGUGCCAUCAUCAUGGGAUCCUGCUGCAUUGGCAAGGUUCAUUGAGAAGUUUGGUACCCAUGUUAUCGUUGGUAUCAAGAUGGGAGGAAAGGAUAUUGUAUAUGUGAAGCAGCAACAUUCGUCACCUCUGCAACCUGCUGAUGUACAGAAAAGAUUAAAGGAUGUGGCAGACAAGACGUUUAGUGAUGUAACUGGACAGUAUGGUACCGAGCCUCGAAAGCAUGAGAUCAAGGAUGAUGGGCUGAACUUCAUGGACAACAGUAGCUUUAGUUCUUACUCUUCACAAGAGGAUAUUACAUUCAUCUGGAAGAGGAGAGGUGGAAAUAAUUAUAAAAAAUUACCCCAUGAUAAGUGGUGUCAGACUGUCCAACUCGAACCUGAUGUGAUCUCAAUGACCUUCAUUCCAAUCUCCUCAUUAUUGAGUGGACUUCAUGGGAGUGGAUUCUUGAGCCAUGCUAUUAAUCUCUAUCUACGUUACAAACCUCCAAUUGAAGAACUUUAUCAGUUCUUGGAGUUUCAACUUCCAAAGCAGUGGGCACCAGUAUAUGGUGAGCUUGCCCUUGGUCCUGAGAGAGAGCAGCAAAGUGGUGCAUCUUUACAGUUCAGCUUUAUGGGUCCGAAGCUCUAUGUUAACACGACUCUGGUAGAUGUGGGAAGGAGGCCAGUCACGGGGCUUCGACUCUAUUUGGAAGGGAAAAAAAGCAACUGCUUAGCGAUCCAUUUGCAGCAUCUUUCCUCUCUACCAAAGAGCUUCGAACUUCAGGAAGAGCUGAACGGCAACAACUCCAGUAACUCAAACAACCGUAGGUACUACGAAAAGGUCAAGUGGAAGAGCUUCUCUCACGUAUGCACCGCCCCGGUUGAAUCCGACGAGGACCUUUCCAUUGUAACCGGGGCCCAGUUCGAAGUAAGGGAAUCCGGAUUAAAAAAGGUUCUCUUUUUAGGUCUCCAUUUUUCUAAGGUUAUUGGCGCUGUAGUCGUGAAGGCACCUACUUGGGAUGGAUCUCUGGCUCUGGCUCAAAAGUCCGGAAUUAUAUCAACCCUGAUGAGCACACAUUUCUCAACGCCUGCUCAAAAACCACCUCCUCGCCCAUCUGACAUAAACAUAAACUCCGCUCUGUAUCCUGACGGCCCACCCACUGCGGCACAGGCGCCUAAACUUCUGAGGUUUAUCGACACGAAAGAGAUGACGAGAGGUCCUCAAGACCCACCUGGGUACUGGGUUGUGUCCGGAGCGAGACUUGUGGUUGACAAGGGUAAGAUAUCUCUCCAUGUUAAGUAUUCUCUAUUGACUGUGGCUUUGCCUGAUGAAGAAGUGCAAUUGCAGUACUAGAAAGAUUAAUUGGUACAAAAUUGGAGAACUGGACUGUUGAAAACAAACAUUACAGGAGGUGCGUGAGAGAAAAUUCUUUUCUUUUACAAUAGUUGCUAAAAACAAAAAUUUCUUUUACAAAUUGUGUUCAAGAAUUUGUCAGAAAUGUAAGUGGGAGAUUUGCUGUAGUGUUUGUAUAGUGAAUUUUUUUGUGUGAAAAUUGCUCUUUAUUCUUGUGCACAUCAUUCAUGCUGUUGCGACUAUUAUGUUGUGUUAGAUUUGUAAAAGGGAUUUGCGGAGGCGAAAGAAAA
This is a messenger RNA of Camellia sinensis, 2470 nucleotides long. RefSeq names its product MACPF domain-containing protein At4g24290. The record is from RefSeq and is a predicted model, not a curated record. Gene Ontology annotation, cellular component: plasma membrane. Gene Ontology annotation, biological process: regulation of salicylic acid mediated signaling pathway; plant-type hypersensitive response. Lineage: Eukaryota; Viridiplantae; Streptophyta; Magnoliopsida; Ericales; Theaceae.